AUGUCUUCAACUGAGGUACCUUGUCAGUGUACUAAAGACACCCUAAAGUAUGAUUCAAUGAUCCUUAAUGCAUGGUAUCAAGUCCAUCUGGAGAACCUUUGUAACAACAACAAUGACAAUAUAUCAAGCAUUACACACAUAAACAUGCAACCAAGUCUGCCAGCUAUUGGUGUGGCUGGGGACCCUUUUCUAAGCACCCACUUUUCGGCAUCUAUCCAGAGCCUAUUUCCAUGUCGUAAUUUGGAACCCUCAAAUAUCGGCGUAACUGAAGACCAUCUUCUAAGAAGUAGCUUUUCUACAUGCAUGUGUGGGUUAUCUCCUUUCAUUACUACGAGACCAUCAGUCUUGGCACCAUCUCAGAUUCCGUCCACAGUUUCCAGCCACACUUUUAAUAAUAGCUACAACCAACAACAACAACAACAACAACAACAGUAUCAACCGCAGCAACAGCAGAAUCAAUAUCAAAUCCAACAAAGCAAGAAAAAUAUUAUUUCUGCUGAUCAAGAAACUCUUGUUGCCUCGAGUCAGUCUCAUACCCCGCAUAUGGUCCCGUACCAAAAGAGACACGUUAAACCAACCAAAAGAAUGUCUUUACCCAAUUUUCCUUUAGCCAGCGGUAUAAGUAACAUAGAACACCAUUCCUGGAAAUUUAUCAAUUUCAACCCUAGCACCUUCCACAAAUGGGAUCACAAAAAAGAUGUCAAGAAUCAAGUGAUACCAUCACAACUGCCGCAGCAAAAGCAUCAGUCAUAUCAACCAUGGCAACCACACCAGCCACACCAGCCAUACCAACCAUGGCAACCACGGCAACCGCACCAACCACAGGCUGAUAGUCAGUCGUGUUUUGGGAAUGAAUAUAUAGUUGGACUACAGGAAAGGGAAGUGAAUGACCAACGAAUUAGGUACAGAUGUGAGGAGUGUUCGUUUGGUAGCUACUAUAAUAGGAAUGUGAAAAGACACAAGGUUGUCCAUAUGCCAUAUCGUGAGAAUAAGAAGUGUCCCGAGUGUAAUAAGUCGCUUGCCAAUCCCUACAACCUUCAAAGGCACAUUUCUACUGUUCAUAUUGCUACAAAAAAACAAGCAUCUUCUUGA
Molecule: messenger RNA, 1092 nt
Organism: Phycomyces blakesleeanus NRRL 1555(-)
Lineage: Eukaryota; Fungi; Mucoromycota; Mucoromycetes; Mucorales; Phycomycetaceae
Product: C2H2-type zinc finger transcription factor
Exons: 3
Coding region: 1-1092 (363 amino acids)
Source: RefSeq, a predicted model, not a curated record